AUGCGUAAGGAAGUGAACACCGAAGAAAAGCUACGAAUUGGUAAGGAAAACAAGAACCAGAAGAAACAUCUAGGUGACGACGACGAAUUGCCUGGUGAACCAGAUCCAGAUACAAUCUUUAAAAUGGAUGAAAUAGGGAAUUUCGAACCAAAAGAGAUACAGUGGCAGCCAGGAAAUUAUGGGGAAAUGGGUAAACCAGUCUUUGUAGAUAAAAAUUUACCAGAAGUAAAAAAAGCGAUGAGAGAAUACGGUUUCAACACUUACGUGAGCGACAUGAUUUCCUUGAAUAGAAGUAUACCUGAUGUAAGGUUGGAUGAAUGCAAAUAUUGGCAUUAUCCGGAAGAUUUACCCAGUGCAAGUGUUGUCAUUGCUUUUCAUAACGAAGGUUGGACACCACUGCUGCGUACUGUCCAUUCUGUUUUAUUACGUUCUCCAUCACAGCUGAUCAAAGAAAUCAUCCUGGUUGAUGAUUUUAGUGAUAAAGAGCAUCUAAAAGAUCGUUUGGAACGUUACCUGAAGCAAUUCCGUGGAAAAGUAAAGUUAAUUCGGAACGCUGAGCGCGAAGGACUUAUCCGUACGCGGAGUAUAGGAGCGAAGGAAGCAGUCGGUGACGUAGUUGUAUUUCUAGAUGCGCACUGUGAGGUAAACAUUAAUUGGUUACCUCCACUUCUGGCACCAAUACGUCAGAACAGAAAAGUUAUGACAGUACCAGUUAUAGAUGGCAUUGACAAGGAUGACUGGUCUUAUCGGAUAGUUUACAGCUCUGUGGAUAAGCAUUAUCGAGGUAUUUUCGAAUGGGGGCUUUUAUACAAAGAAACCGAGAUACCGGCUCAAGAAUUAUUACGAAGAAAGCACAGUAGUGAACCAUUCAGGUCUCCAACUCAUGCAGGUGGCUUAUUUGCCAUUAGUAAGAAAUGGUUCGAAGAACUAGGUUAUUAUGAUCCUGGAUUGCAAAUAUGGGGGGGCGAACAAUAUGAGCUUUCUUUCAAAAUCUGGCAAUGCGGAGGUGGGAUUUUGUUUAUACCGUGCUCGCAUGUUGGUCACGUGUACCGAUCACAUAUGCCUUAUGGUUUCGGAAAGCUCUCCGGAAAACCAGUUAUUUCAACUAAUAUGUUGCGUGUCAUAAAAACUUGGAUGGAUGAAUAUGAAAAGUACUAUUAUAUCCGGGAGCCAUCGGCAAAGCAUCGCUUACCGGGUGACAUAAGUUCACAGCUCAAACUUAGGGAAAGACUGAAGUGUAAAUCGUUUGAAUGGUAUAUGGAAAAAGUUGCUUACGAUGUUAUUGUGUCUUAUCCCCUUCCACCGGAAAAUCACGUUUGGGGCGAAGCAAAAAAUCACGCCACGGGAAAGUGUAUUGACACGAUAGGCCAAACUAUACCAGGUAUUGUUGGUGCAAUGCCCUGUCAUGGUUAUGGUGGGAAUCAGUUAAUUAGACUGAACAAGGAAGGACAACUUACACAGGGCGAAUGGUGUAUAACUCCUGUAGGUGGAAAUUUAGUUACAAAGUAUUGCGUAAAAGGAACAGUUGAUGGACCCUUUGCUUAUGAUGAAAAAAGCGAGCAAAUAAUGAUCGAUGACUUGUGCUUGACAGCAGCUAAAUCCAUGUCCAGUCCAACGUUAUCAAUGGAAAAAUGUGAUUCGGGAAAUCAGUGGCAGAAAUGGAAAUGGCAAGAAAUAUAUAUCGACUGA
Messenger RNA from Loa loa (African eye worm), 1689 nucleotides. RefSeq lists its product as hypothetical. Lineage: Eukaryota; Metazoa; Nematoda; Chromadorea; Rhabditida; Onchocercidae. The coding region runs from base 1 to 1689 and encodes 562 amino acids. Gene Ontology annotation, cellular component: Golgi apparatus. The record is from RefSeq and is a predicted model, not a curated record. The transcript is spliced from 14 exons.